GUGUAAACUAUCAACGUCCCCCCAAUUGCAGAACCGCAACUUUACAACGACAUCACUGCUCCACGGCCCGAAACUCGACCGAAGGGUCAAUUUUGGUCCUGUACCGUUGCUAUUAUCAUAUCUCAUGUUAUCAGACACUCGGUGGGCCAAUUGGGCUCCAGUAAACAGCUUGCGACAGCUUCAAACUCGACAUCAUACAUAAACACCAAAAUUCCCCAUCAUGAGGGCCACACAAACCCUCCUCUCAAGAGGCUUCUUCGGCCGUAGUAUGGAUGAGCUCAGGCGGCGUACGCAAAUAGCUGUGAGCUUCGAGGCUAUCAAAGGCGCUACACAGCCCAAGCCUCUUUACGAGUUCAACACCCCCGAUAGCGUUCGCGACUGCAUCAUCAUGACUGACAAGACCAUCGGCGGCUUCUCAGAGAGCAACUUCGACUUCCACAAAUCCACCGACGCCAACAACGACCCCAAGAUACCCUCUGCUUAUGCCCGUUUUCAUGGCAACAUCUCUACUCGCCUCCCCUCCGACCGCCCCAAUAUUCAACGAACUGGCUUUGCUGGCUUCCGGUCUCCGGAUCAAAGGCCAACCGCCUUCGGCCGUUCCAUGUGGGAUAUUGAUCCAUACAUCUACCUCGCCCUGCGUGUCAAGUCGGAUGGCCGCAGUUACUUUGUCAACUUGCAAACCGAGAGUGUCGAACCAUCAGAUUUACAUCAACAUCGAUUAUUCCCCAAACGCCCGGGCCAAUGGGAAACAGUGCUCAUAAAAUGGAACGACUUUGUGAGGACGAAUCACGGUUUUGUGGUGGAACCUCAGACUGAGAUGCUUCGACAGAAGGUCUUGACUGUGGGUAUUGGACUAACAGAUCGUGUUGAUGGUCCAUUCGAGUUGUGUAUCGAGAGAGCGUGGGCCACCAAUGAUCCCAGUGAGGUUGAAGUGGCAGAAGAACCCAAAAUUGAGACUGUGGCACAGGGAGGCCAGCUACGGAACAAGAAGGGCGAAAAAGUACGGUGGUAGACCAACAAGCAUUAUUAGUGUCACAUGGGGCAUGCAGCAUGAUUGCGUGGGUAUUCGUAAAGUUUCAUGUUCUUGGAUAUAAAUCCUCUCUAGGACGGGUUGAGAGACUACCCGUCUCUGUAUAAAUAAACGGUAUAAUGAACUCCCAUAUGUCGUUUCAAGCAAUGCCAAUGAUUCAAAUUUGCCAUUACCAA
Fusarium verticillioides 7600 is the source of this 1206-nucleotide messenger RNA. Its product is annotated as complex I intermediate-associated protein 30, mitochondrial. Gene Ontology annotation, cellular component: mitochondrion. The transcript is spliced from 2 exons. Bases 221 to 1012 code for a protein of 263 amino acids. Lineage: Eukaryota; Fungi; Ascomycota; Sordariomycetes; Hypocreales; Nectriaceae. Gene Ontology annotation, biological process: mitochondrial electron transport, NADH to ubiquinone; mitochondrial respiratory chain complex I assembly. The record is from RefSeq and is a predicted model, not a curated record.